ACAUUAUAUGAAUCAUCUGUCCCUCUCGGUUAUUUCUCCAUCUCUGCUCACAGUGUAUUUUUCUCCUUCAUUCAGCUCCAGCCUCAGGAGAUCAGCCCACCACCCACUGCUAACCUGGACCGCUCUAAUGACAAGGUCUAUGAGAAUGUCACAGGACUGGUGAAGGCUGUCAUAGAGAUGUCCAGUAAAAUUCAGCCUGCGCCUCCCGAGGAAUACGUGCCAAUGGUCAAGGAUGUGGGUCUGGCACUAAGAACACUCCUGGCCACAGUGGAUGAAACAAUCACGUUACUUCCAGCUAGCACACACAGAGAGGUGGAGAUGGCCCAGAAGCUGUUGAACUCUGACCUGGCGGAGCUGAUCAACAAGAUGAAGCUGGCCCAGCAGUACGUCAUGACCAGCCUGCAGCAGGACUACAAGAAACAGAUGCUGACGGCCGCCCACGCCCUGGCCGUAGACGCCAAGAACCUUCUAGACGUCAUCGACCAGAGCCGGCUCAGGAUGUUGGGCCAGGCCCGGCCGCCACCUCACUAGCGCUGGGGGAGGAGGGUGUGGAGUGUGGGAUGAACUGACUCAACUCAAAGCUUCUGGCUGAAUGACUGUCUGGACAGAUGGAAGCCAUGUGGGGGCGCCCUUGGGUUUGUUCACCUGUUCUUUCAUGUCUAAUCAGUGAUUACUUCAAGGAAGGGAGGAAUAAGGAAGAUUGCACUGUGAAGGAAUUUGAACGGGGCACUGCUUCUACAGGGCCAUCAUAUGGACUGGACUCCAGGUGCAUCACCAGGCAGACUAGCGACCACCUCUGACCCUCACUCCCCAACACACCACUCCUUUUUAUUGACUUGGAAUCUUUGAAGAGGUAUUUUAUUUUAUGCUGCACCGAUUGUGUUGGCUGACUAACUGUGAAUUCCUACAGUCCCAGAUUUCAUCUGAAGAAGAAUCAGGAGGCACACUUCAGAAACUGCUCCCCCCAGAGGACAAAUGGGGGAUGACGUGGACAACAGAACUGAACUGGAACCUCUAUGCUUUAGUAGACAGAACACUGAACUCCUCACACUACGUCUAACAUGUCUGUUUCAUUGUUAACACUUGUCACAAGCUCAAUAGUGAUUCAUGGAGGAUCACAAACACUGGGAUAUAUUUUGUCUUGGCUCAGUCGGCCAUCUUGUCAAAUAGGAGAAAAUAACGGAUGAAAUAAAAUGAUGACAAAACGACAAAGCUGUGACAGUGCUUUCCUGUGUUUAUGAAUGACAGACAAAGCUGUGACAUUGCUUUCCUGUGUUUACGAAUGACAGCGCUUUCCUGUGUUUACGAAUGACAGACAAAGCUGUGACAUUGCUUUCCUGUGUUUACGAAUGACAGACAAAGCUGUGACAGUGCUUUCCUGUGUUUACGAAUGACAGACAAAGCUGUGACAGUACUUUCCUGUGUUUAUGAAUGACAGUGCUUUCCUGUGUUUACGAAUGACAGCCUAAGCUGUGACAGUGCUUUCCUGUGUUUAUGAAUGACAGCCAAAGCUGUGACAGUACUUUCCUGUGUUUACGAAUGACAGCCAAAGCUGUGACAGUGCUUUCCUGUGUUUACGAAUGACAGCCAAAGAUGUGACAGUGCUUUCCUGUGUUUACGAAUGACAGACAAAGCUGUGACAGUGCUUUCCUGUGUUUACGAAUGACAGCCAAAGCUGUGACAGUGCUUUCCUGUGUUUACGAAUGACAGACUAAGCUGUGACAUUGCUUUCCUGUGUUUAUUAAUGGCAGCCUAAGGAUGGUGUAGCAUGUCAUUUAUUUUCCCUAAUGGUGUUUAGCUGAAUCAUUUUUCCAAUAGUUUAAUAGAUUUACAUUCAUAUUUUAAACUUCUCGACAUUUCAUCAACACAUGUUCCCAUUUAACACCAACAGGAAUGAAUGAAUACCUUAAAGGGUCAUCUCAGCAGUACUUCUCAUACUAAUCAGCUAUUACACAAGUCUUAUUCAUAGCUUACUGACAAGUUACCAUGCUUAUCAUUUAGGUCUAUCUGUGAUAGAUCACUGAGAAGCGAGAGGACACCUAUUGACUGACUUUAACAUGUAAAGUCAUGAUAUUGAUUUGGAUAUUGAUGUUGGCUACAGCCAGUUCCUAAGCUAUUCAACAAGGUUUAUUAUUCCUCCUGGUUCCCUCACCAGCUUUAUCCUCAGUGGUCAUGCAAGUGUCAUGAGGCUCCAGGCAUUUUUUUAUGUUCUGAUUGCAGUCAGCGUUGGAGGUGAGUGAACUGCAUCAAUAGCAUCUCAGUGCAUCGACUGAAAUGACAUAUAAAAAUGAAAUGAUAAACAAAUGAAUGAAUGAAUAAUGAAUUCUCUGUGGAAAGGGAUAUACUGAGGAGCAGAAUAAAGAGAGAGUCUUCAUGUUUCUUUCA
Salvelinus fontinalis (brook trout) is the source of this 2385-nucleotide messenger RNA. RefSeq names its product focal adhesion kinase 1-like. The record is from RefSeq and is a predicted model, not a curated record. Gene Ontology annotation, molecular function: protein tyrosine kinase activity. The transcript is spliced from 3 exons. NCBI's taxonomy places the organism in Eukaryota, Metazoa, Chordata, Actinopteri, Salmoniformes, Salmonidae. The annotation marks the transcript as partial. Gene Ontology annotation, cellular component: focal adhesion. Gene Ontology annotation, biological process: protein phosphorylation; signal complex assembly.